UAGAUCACAACUAUUGUUAGAAUGAUCCUUUGUGCAAACUUCUGAUCCACCUGAGCAACUGUCUUUUUUACCUCUUGUUAUUCGCCAUUAAAAUUUCAGGAAUCGAAUCGCUGCACGUUAAAUUGUUACCGGGUGUUGACACAGUUUGGGCAAUUUUUGAUUAAUUGAAAACUGAUGCACCAAACCUUCUGUAACUUCUCUCACUUUCAACAAGUGCGAAUGAAAAAUCUUGCCCAUUUUUUUGUAUUCAUAAGCUAUCUGGAUCCCGAAACCGUACUAAUUAAAUACAGGUCAUAGGGUCUCUACCAUAGAAUGAGUGGGUGUGAGUACAUGAAUUCCGUUGGUUGUUUUAUUAUGGCUCAUUUCUCAGUUAGCUAAGCUGCGGUGCAGGCUGUACCAAUUUCCAACAUCUUCUCAGUCAAUAUAAAGUGAUUUUGUUUGAUCAGAUCGGUUUGAUUAUAAAGUGAAUGCUUGUAUCGUGGUUCCCAAAGGGAUAAUUCAAAUAAUGGAAUAAAUAAUUCUGACAGCGUUUGUCGAAGUAGAGACACCCUCCACCACCAGAAUGUUGCACCCAUUGUUCUAUUUGGGUUGGCAAAAAAAUAAAAUAUUUCAACAAAGAAAAAAUGUGGUGGCUAACAUUUGCGAUAUGCUUAGCCUGUGCGUAUGGGCAAGUACCUGAUAAUGUGGAUCCAAAUCGUGGCACAUGGAACAGGUACAAUGAAAAUCAAGACCGAGAUCGAGACCAGAAUCUCGGUUUUGGAUACAGAAAUAGCGGUGGCCAGAAUGACAAUGUCAUAAUUAAAGAAGCGAAUGAUACUUACGAUAUUAAAUUUUCCAAUGCAUAUCGAGAAUCCUCGAGUCGGAUACCAGACCCUAUGACUUAUUUCGUCGUUUCUUCACGCAUGGUGCGCCCUGACCAAAUAUAUCGAGUGGCCGUCAACGUGCUGUCAAGUCCGUUGCCUUUAACCAUACGAUCAUCCAUACAGUGGAACGGUAUCGAAAUAGCAGCUGCUCACGAAGAUGUCAAAGAAGGAAUACCAGAAACUUUGAUGAUGCGAAUUCCACCGACAUCGAUCACAGGAGAUUAUAGACUUCGGGUUGAGGGAUUGUACAACUCACUAAGCGGAGGUCAAGCUUUUCUUAAUGAAACAAAAUUGACAUUCAGUCAGAGAUCUAUGACGAUUUUCAUACAACUCGAUAAGCCUGUAUACAUGCAAGGACAAACCGUGAGAUUUAGAACUAUUCCCAUCAAUACAGAACUACGAACAUUCAAUGAUCCCGUUGACGUAUACAUGCUUGAUCCAAAGGGAAGAAUAAUGAGAAGAUGGCUCAGUCGACAAAGUAACUUAGGGACUGUUUCCUUGACAUAUCAACUCUCCGAUCAACCCGUAUUUGGGGAAUGGAAGAUCCAGAUCAUAGCGCAGGGGCAGAUAGAGGAGAAGAACUUUUUGGUUGAAGAAUAUUAUCAAACGCGAUUCGAAGUUAACGUGACAAUGCCGGCAUUCUUUUUCGACAAUGAUCAGUACCUUCAUGGUAUAAUUAAUGCUAAUUUUACAUCUGGAGCUCCGGUCAGAGGGAAUCUCACAUUAAAAGCAAGUUUUCGACCCAUCGACAGAUUGCAUUCAACUUCGGUGCAAAAUGAAAUACCUGACAAAUACUUUAACUUUGACGAAUAUUAUCCGGCCUGGUUCAAUAAACCGGACAAAUUCCAGUAUGACAGAAUACCUGUCCUAAGAUUUUUCAACGGCACUUAUAACUUCAAGUACCCGAUGCAAGAACUGCUUCAGUAUGCUCCUUCUUUGGACAGGAUGGAGGUUACAGUCACAGCAACCGUGGGAGAAAGAUUCUUGGAAGAAAUAAUCACGGGAUAUUCUACAGCUAGGAUUUACAACUCCAGCAUAAAAAUUCACUUUUUUGGAGGUUCGCCGCAAGUUUUUAAACCACCCAUGCCUUUCCAUUUGAAUAUAGUUGCGUCCUUCCAUGACGAUUCACCUUUGAGACAAACUCAGCUGACAAAUGCUAGAAUGGAAGUGAGAUCAGAUAUUGAAAUGCGUGGAGGGGGCCGACGAUCCAUUGACACGCAAUAUUUGAGACCCAGUGCGUACAGCGAUGCCAUAUGGUCGAUGAAAAUUGAUCUCAAAAGCCAAUUGGGACUCGACGAUAGUCCGCAGAGAGCACAACAAGUGUUGAAUGAUGUUGCUUCAAUGAAAAUAUACGCUUACUUAGUCGAUGGGGAAGGUUAUAGAGCCCAGAGUGAAUUGCUAUUACUCGCUCACGAAUCUCCAAAUCAUAAGCAAAUCAAGGUCUCCACGUCAACAGAAAACGCCAAAGUCGGGGAGUACAUCAUCCUACACGUACAGACUAAUUAUUACAUCGACUAUUUCAACUACAUCAUAAUGUCUAAAGGAACAAUUUUACUCAACGAUCAAGAGAGUAUGCAAGAUAAUAUUAGGACUCUGGCGAUACCACUGAGUCCGGAUAUGGCUCCGGUAGCCACAGCUGUAGUUUAUCACGUGGGACGUUACGGAGAAGUCAUUGCCGACUCCUUGACGUUUCCCGUCAAUGGUAUUUCCAGGAACAAUUUCACUCUGUUCAUAAACAACAAGAAGGCAAGGACGGGUGAAAACGUUGAGAUCGCAAUUUACGGAGAGCCCGGAGCUUACGUUGGUUUAUCUGGUAUCGACAGAUCGUUUUAUACGAUGCAAGCUGGUAACGAGUUGACCUAUGCCAAUGUCAUAUCUAAGAUGGCUCACUUUGGCGAAGAGACAAAUGGCACUCACUUUCACUCGUGGUUGUCCCAUGGAGGAGAUCCUGAUGAGCAGGUAUAUUUUCCAUCAUCGACUUACGGAAUCGACGUUAACAGAACUUUCGAAUAUAUUGGUUUGGUAGUCUUCACUGACGCUGUCAUAUACAGAAGACCCGAGAAUUGUAACAGGACUCAAGGUUUUGCGGAAUGCUUGACCGGCAGAUGUUACAGGAUAGAGAAAAAGUGUGACGGAGUAUUGGACUGCGAAGAUGGGACGGAUGAAGCACUGUGUACUCAAGGAAAUGCGACAGAGCUUGCCAACUUCAGAAAAUGGAGAUUCAACAGGAUUCAAAGGCAGUACGAAAACGUCUGGCUAUGGAAAGACAUCAACAUCGGACCUCAUGGGAGGCAGAUAUUCAAUAUCGAUGUACCCAAAAGGCCUGUCCAUUGGAUGGUCACAGCCUUCAGCAUGAGCCCUACAAUUGGAUUUGGGAUGUUGCCAAAGGCCAUAGAAUAUAUCGGAGUGUUGCCUUUUUACAUCAACGUUGAAAUGCCAAGUAACAGUAAACAAGGAGAACAGGUUGGAAUUCGAGUUUCAGUUUUCAAUUACAUGAAACAGCACAUCGAGGCAAUUGUGGUGUUGGCGGAUUCGAAGGAUUAUAAAUUCGUGCAUGUCGAAGCAAACGGUAUCGUACAAUCUUACAGGCCUAGAACCUCGUUCGGUGAACAUCAAUUCUUCAUUUGGAUACCUGCACAGGAUGCUUCGGUUGUUUAUUUACCGAUAGUACCCACGAGACUAGGAGAUAUCAAGGUUCACAUAUACGCAACUACACUCAUCGGCAGAGAUCAAGUGACGCGCACUCUACACGUUGAGCCUGAUGGUCUGCCUCAGCAUCGACAUCAGUCGAUACUCCUUGACUUGAGUAAUCGAGCAUACGUUUUCCAGUACAUGCAUGUUAAUAUCACCGAAACACCGAUUAUACCUUACGACGAAGAUCGUUACUAUAUAUUUGGUUCGAACAAGGCAAUAAUAAGUAUUGUCGGUGACGUGGUUGGUCCAAUAUUCCCCACAAUGCCUGUAAAUGCUACGAGUUUAAUCGGCCUUCCUAUGGACAGUGCGGAGCAAAACAUGUUCAGUUUUGCUGCGAAUAUGUACACGACUCUCCAUAUGAGAUUGUUGAAUCAGCGUAAUAGGACCCAAGAAAAGGACAGCUUUUACUACAUGAACAUCGGAUAUCAAAGACAAUUAUCAUUCAUGCAAAUGGACGGAUCGUUCAGUUUGUUCAGAAGCGACUGGAAUCAAUCAGCUUCGAGCGUUUGGUUGACAGCUUACUGCGCUAGGAUAUUCCAAGAGGCGCGAUUUUAUGAAUGGGAAAAUUAUCUGUACAUCGAUCCAGAUGUAAUUGCGCAAUCGGUUUCAUGGAUACUGCGGCAUCAAACGCCAGAGGGUUCCUUCUACGAAAUAACAUGGCUGCCUGAUCGCAAGAUGAACAGCUCUCUCAAUUAUUUCGACGAUCCCAUCCGACAUAGAAACAUAUCGCUGACUGCCCAUUGUUUGAUCACUCUAGAAACUGUCAAGGACUUAACGGGUGGUUUAGGUGCUCAAGUAUCCGUGGCUGCAGUUAAUGCGGUGAGAUGGCUUGAAAGAAAUUUAGGAUUGUUAGACAGAAGUGGAAAGCCAUACGAAGUGGCAAUCGUUGCCUAUGCUCUGCUACUUGCCAAAGCCUCGUCUGCGGAGUAUGCCUUUGAUAUUUUAGCCAGGAUGGCGAGGAGAGAAGACGGUCUCACUUAUUGGGGGAGAGAAGUUGUCCCUCUGCCGCCACAAAAAUUAGAAAAUCAGAAGCCGUUCUCUUUGCCACGUCUUCCAUACGCUUAUGAUUCCGAAAACAUUGAAACAACCGCUUACGCGCUUCUGGUGCACGUAGCUAGACAAGAAGUGAUGACCGAACCUAUUGUCAAAUGGCUCAAUGCCCAACGUUUGACCGAUGGAGGGUGGGCCUCGACUCAAGACACCGCAUGGGCUAUGAAAGCUUUGAUGGACUAUACCGUAAGAUCGAGAAUCAGGGACGUCAGUUCCUUACAGGUCACUGUGGAAGCCACUGCUUUACCUGGGAAGACCAAGACGCUGUACGUAAACAACAAAAACUUGGCAAGACUCCAAACCAUCGAGAUACCGGAGGCAUGGGGUACAGUUAAAGUGCAAGCCAAAGGAGCUGGUUACGCCAUAUUACAAAUGUCUGUCCAAUACAAUGUCGAUAUCAAGAAAUUCCAAACACAACCACCUGUCAGAGCCUUUGAUUUAGUGACCCGAGCUAAUUUCCAUGGAAGGAAUCAGUCUCACAUCACCUAUACCAGCUGCCAAAAAUGGACAAAUACCAACGAGUCCUCGCGCUCUGGGAUGGCUGUUUUGGACGUCACAAUCCCGACAGGAUAUAUCAUACAGCAACAGAACUUGGAUAGAUAUAUUUUGUCCAGGCAAGUUCGGCUCCUGCAACGCGCUCGCUUCCAAGAGAAAAAAGUAUUAUUUUAUUUCGAUUAUUUGGACGAAGAGGAGACUUGCGUAAACUUUACAAUCGAAAGGUGGUACCCUGUCGCCAAUAUGUCGAGAUAUUUACCUAUUAGAGUUUACGAUUAUUACGCACCCGAACGUUUCAACGAAACUAUAUUUGACUCGUUACCGACGUACAUUUUGAACAUUUGCGAGGUCUGCGGCAGCUCCCAAUGUCCGUAUUGUCACAUAUACAACGGGGCUAUACUUUUGGCUACUCCCACCGGAUUCGUACUGAUGCUUUCACUGGUCGUGACCAUAACGAGGUACUUCAGAACACAACAAUUUAACGUAGGGUAGAUUCAAUAGACGUUGAAUUCGAUUUCAACGGACAGAGAGAUUUCGAGAGACAGAGUUAUUUCUCACUAUAGAGUAUCGAGAGAAAAUGAUCAUCAAAAAUCUUGUAUAAAAACAAAAAGAAUAUUUAGACUACUCGAGAAUCACUGUUUAAAGUUGUUUAAUUUUAAUACAGGAUAAAUUCGUAUCAUCUUUACCAUAUACUAUAUUUAUACACAUAAUACGAAUGUUGUUUUUGGUGAAAUUCAACAUCGCGUAAAACACGAUAAUUUUAAUAUGUAUAGAUUAAAAAAAGCCUAAGGAUUCUCAGUAUCAAGUUCAAAAUAUCGGAGUGUACUCAGAACGUUGUUAGUAACUUCACCGGAGUUGCCUUAUCGAGAUAUAAUAUGUUAUAGGGAUAUACGAUAUAUUAUAAUAUAUAUUUUUUAGAUCGACGAACAAACUGAGUUAUCAUGCUAUUCAUUUUUAAAUAGUUACACUACGUUAAGGAUAUAACUUUUUGAUACGUCGCCACGUUCAUCGUAGCUAUUUGUGUAAAAAGUUAGAUUUGUUUUUUGUUUUUAAUAACGUUUAUAGACUCUUAUUCUUCGACGCAAUACUCGAAAAAAAUACACGUAACAUUUUCAACCUUUUAUAUCAUCGAUGGCUCGUCGACGAAAUGCCGAAAGCGAUAUUACAGGUCGUAACAACGACGAGGGCUUUGUAUUUAUCGUCUGACAAAGUGGUACAAAGUAAAGUUUUAACACGCACGAUACUUGUGAAGCAGAAUUACCGUUUUUCGGUAGGCAUAAGAGAAACGAUAUUGGGACUAGUUAUUUGUUGCAAAUUGAAAUUCUCCGUCCAUUUUUAAUGUUUCAAAGAAAUUACUUGUGAAAACAAAUGUCAGCAUCUGAUGCAUUUCAUGUAUACAUACUUAUAUUUCGGUUUGGUUACGACGAAUUCAUUCAAGUGUGAUCUUGGGAGGCAAAUUGCUGGUAAAUUCAUAACUAAGCCACGUGUCAUUUUGUCUUCGCUAUAGUAAAAUAGUUAUUUAUUUUAUUGAUCCACUUGUCAAAGACUUUGUAAACCAAAUCUUCAACUUAAUAUUAUUCCAUCCAGAUCUAUAAUUUUUAAGUUAACUUUUAAGCUAGUUUUUUAUUUUAGGGAAUUAACGCUGCUUUUGAAAAACAGUUUAGAUACUCGAUAAACACCACGCUGAAUUUGUACCAUUACGUAAUGUACAAAAAUAUUUCACUCACUUCGAGUCCGAUGCCAUGUGUCUGUUUUUUAACUAAAUAACAUUAAACCACGAGGGUGCCUUUCCGAUUGUAUUUUAUUUUUUUUACCUAAGGAAUGAAAAUAAAGUCCAUUUUCAUCUUAUAUUAUCUUUGGUGGUAAAGAUAAUUUUUUUUUUCAAAAGCAGUAAAAUUGAGUCUCAUAAAGCCGUCCAUAUUAUAGCGUAUAGGCUUAUUGCAAAACAAAAAUGUAAUUCAUAUUUUAAAAGAAAAAAAAGUAGUUUAUAUUUUAAAAGUUGCGAUAUUAUUCUAUUUAAUUUCAAUGAUAUACCAUACUAUCUGGAAGCAUACGAAGUAUAUGAUCUUUUUAUACAAGAUUUUAAAAAAUAAGAAGAAAAAAAACCAGUACCUAAAACAAACGACCAACGCACAGAGAAUAUAACGACAUCGUAUUGCAAUUAAUAAUAAAUAUUUAGUCGAUGAAUCGUACGUUGGACAUGUUUUUAUGUUUUAUAACGUUUAUCUAAAUAAACUGUGAAAAAAUA
Messenger RNA from Athalia rosae (coleseed sawfly), 7350 nucleotides. RefSeq names its product CD109 antigen (gene Mcr). Lineage: Eukaryota; Metazoa; Arthropoda; Insecta; Hymenoptera; Athaliidae. Gene Ontology annotation, cellular component: extracellular region. Gene Ontology annotation, molecular function: protein binding; endopeptidase inhibitor activity. The record is from RefSeq and is a predicted model, not a curated record. The coding region runs from base 624 to 5594 and encodes 1656 amino acids. The transcript has 7 exons.